AUAAGGGUAGUUUUAAGAAAUUAGCCCUUUCCCAAAAGGUCAACCGACUAGCCCUAACCGGUAAACUGGUAAACGGGGCUAAACGAGUUGAACAUCGGAGAAACCAGUGUUUUGGUGGACGAACAAAAAUGGGGACUGAGAACUGCAGCAAUGGAGCUGGAGGAGGAGGGUUCAGAUCCCGGAUGGACUACUAUCUCUACAGUGGAGACAAGAAGCACGUCCUCGUUGGUAUUGCCAUCAUAAGCGUCGCCUUCGGUGUGCCAUGGUUUCUCAGGAACCGAGGAACAAAGCAUCAAUCCCAUCAAGAUUACUUGGAAAAAGCAGAUAAAGCAAGGUGUGAAAGACUAUCUUCAAGCUCAUCCUCUGAAUGAUUCUUGAAAAGCUUUUAUUCAAAGGAGAGAUGGACAAAAAAGAAAUCUAUUUAAGGAGAGGAUUUCUCGGAUGAGUUUUUCUUAUUGUUCACUGGGAGUUUUGGAGCAUAUUUUACUUUUCUUUUCUAGUUUGUUUUCUUUGUUUCUUCCACCAAUUUCUUUAUGUUAGUUGUACGGAAGGUUUCCUGCAUAAAGUAAGAACAGUUAGAGAAACUCAAUUGUCUUAAUGAUCAUAAACUGCUAAAGAUUUGAGAAGCAUUAUCCUUA
Molecule: messenger RNA, 638 nt
Organism: Nelumbo nucifera (sacred lotus)
Lineage: Eukaryota; Viridiplantae; Streptophyta; Magnoliopsida; Proteales; Nelumbonaceae
Source: RefSeq, a predicted model, not a curated record